Molecule: messenger RNA, 2025 nt
Organism: Aspergillus saccharolyticus JOP 1030-1
Lineage: Eukaryota; Fungi; Ascomycota; Eurotiomycetes; Eurotiales; Aspergillaceae
Product: cytochrome P450
Exons: 4
Coding region: 34-1782 (582 amino acids)
Molecular function (GO): heme binding; iron ion binding; monooxygenase activity
Source: RefSeq, a predicted model, not a curated record
CUACGAACCACACCUCACACCCCACCAGCCACGAUGAUCUGGUUUACAAUCAUCCUUGGUCUCCUGGCGCUGUCUUUCGCGGACUCCCUAAAUAACCUCUUCAAGAAUGUUCGCGUGGCGCAGCGCUCGGGUCUUCCUUAUGUGGUGUCUGUCAUCUCCCCAAGCAUCGCCUUUAUGGCAUUCUUCAAUACGCCCUGGUUCUCGUACAUGGUAGAACACUGGCUCCCCGCACGACCAGCGGAUAUCGUUUAUGACACGCUGAUAAACUUUCGCUGGAGGGUCAAGGAUCGGCAGGCAAGAAGAUAUGGAGAUGUGUACUUGCUUGUCUCGCCAAAGGGGAUCUUCUGUAGCGUUGCCGACGCGGCGGUGGUGUCUCAGGUUGUUCAUUCUCGGCAGAGCUUUACCAAGCCGAUUCAUCAAUACAAGGUGCUGGACAUGUACGGGCCGAAUGUCGUCACUUGUGAAGAUGCGGAAUGGGCACAUCACCGUCGAUUCACGGCAACGACUUUCAACGAGAAGAACAAUGCCUUGGUGUGGAGGCAAGCUAUUCAGCAGACCCACGAGCUGAUUGAGUACUGGCGCGAAUCGCAACCAGAUAGUAGGAGUGACAGCUUCGUGGCGGCCGACACACGGCAAGACACCCUCAAGCUCAGUCUCAAUGUUCUUACCAGUGCUGGCUAUGGUGUAGAUCUGCCCUUCAAGCCUCUGCCCCAGCAUAUGCUCCAGAGUCCGAAUGACAUCUUCAAGGACACCACUCCGCCACCGUCUGGGUUUGACUUUACAUUCCGAGCAGUGAUGUCCUACAUGAACGAACAUAUUACCACGGUUGCGAUAGCGAACAACAUGUUGCCAAAGUGGAUACCCAGAGCGCUGGUCCCAUUCUUCAAACAAGACUUUGCGGCGCAUCGGGAUUUGGAAUUGUAUCUUCACAAGUUAAUCGAGAAGACGGAAUGCGAACUGGACGCCACAGACACAGCGAGCGACCUGGUUCAAGGAAUGCUUCUUCCUAGAAAGACGGAGCAGCAGCCGACUUUGACUGACCGGGAGGUCAUCAGCAACUUGCAUAUUAUCACCAUUGCUGGACACGAGACCACGGCCACCACGCUGCGAUUUGCGUUCCUCCUUCUAGCUCUUCAUCCAGAUGUUCAAGUGUGGAUGUAUGAGGACCUGGUGGCGGCAAUCAAAGGGACUUCUUCGGACGCUAGGGAGUGGGACUACGGCACCAUGUUCCCUAAGCUAGUUGCUCCUUUAUGUGUCAUGCUUGAAACAAUGCGCCUCUAUCCCCCAGUCACAACUGUCCCGAAGUGGACUGGCGACUCGGCACGAACUAUACACUACCACGACAGAGACUACAUCCUGGAGCCUCGCGUCAACAUAAACCUGAACGCAGGCAGCCUCCACUAUUCCGAGAAAUACUGGGGCCGCGAUGCCGAUCAAUUCCACCCACAGCGAUGGGACCUGCGAAACGAGGACAGCUUCCUAGCACAAAACGCAAGCCUGCCAGGUCUCUCUGCCCCUGGGCUGGAGUACCCCACAAUCCACAAGCCGGUUCGAGGCGCAUACAUUGCAUUUAGUGAUGGCAUGCGCGCCUGUCUGGGGAAGAAGUUCUCACAGGUCGAGUUUGUGAUCGCGUUAGCGGUGAUCUUCAAAGAUUAUCGGGUCGAGCUGGCACACAAUACCAAGGAGGGGGUGAAGGAGGCGGAAAGAUCGUUACGAGAAUGCACUUCCAUCUUGACAUUGGCUUUGAGACAAAACAUACCGCUUCGCUUUCACAAGCGAUAGUCACGCUGGGCGAGGAUACGGGCUGGUGGGCAAUUCGGGAAAUAGCAGUCUUUCUUUCUGUCUAAGGGCUAUCUCAUUGAGCAGCUGAACCAUGACAAAGGGUAGGACGGCAGCAGACAAUACAUUGCUUCAUGUCAGCACGGCAGGGGUCGUUGUUUGUGUGUAGAGCAGUUCUUUCUUGACCGACCCUUUGUACCUUUGAAAAGGGCCAUUUUGCGCAAGUGUUCUUUUACCAAGCUAAUG